UGAAGCUGUAUUAGGUAAAGGUCCAUUAAGGUACAUGAUCGCAAGAGCCAAAGAUGGAGAGUUGAUUGGUGCGAGAAUAUCAGGAAAAGGGCCAUUCUUUACUAAAAUACCGGAGAACUUGGUGGAAGGGGAACACCGAAAAUUACAGUUGGGGGAUCUUGUUGAGGUAGGUGAAUGGGAGGACAGAGAGGGGUAUGAAGUGUUAGGUAAAUUCGCGGCAAAUGGACCGAAUGAUCCAGCGGCCCAAGGGCGUUAUCCCCCGUGGUUAUUUUCAGGUACAAUAAACUACCAGGCCACCGCGACGUCGGCAACAGUUGAAUUAGUUAGAGAAGCCCCAACUUGGCUACCAGCCUUAGUAGUUUCUGUGAACAUUAACAGAGCAAGGGGUACAUUUAAAUCGGCGGAGCUAAUGGCACCAGAUAUGCUUCGUAGCCAGGUAAUUAAUUCCAGACAACUCACAAAUAUUCACCAUGAAGACCUACGAACCGGUCACUUCAUCGAGGUAAAUUUGUGUGCAAUUAAUUCCCCACAGAUAUGGAGAAUGGGUUCCUCAUAUAUUCUACCUGAGAAAACUCCAUUCCGUGUCGGUGAUGAAGUAUGGGCGCACCAGAACUGGAUUAUUAUCGGAGCUAGGCCAUUGUCAGAACAGAUUUCUUAUCCACUCCGAGCAAACUUUUCGUCGUCUAGGAGAUGUUGA
Molecule: messenger RNA, 697 nt
Organism: Meloidogyne enterolobii
Lineage: Eukaryota; Metazoa; Nematoda; Chromadorea; Rhabditida; Meloidogynidae
Source: the annotation of a GenBank genome assembly